This is a messenger RNA of Melanotaenia boesemani (Boeseman's rainbowfish), 3325 nucleotides long. RefSeq names its product von Willebrand factor A domain-containing protein 7-like. NCBI's taxonomy places the organism in Eukaryota, Metazoa, Chordata, Actinopteri, Atheriniformes, Melanotaeniidae. The record is from RefSeq and is a predicted model, not a curated record.
CUGGUACUCAAGAUCUAUUUGAGACAAGAAAUGUCAGCUUUUAGAGCCUCUUUCAUACCCAAUUAAAAACCUACGGCAAGAAACAACCUAAGUUUUAGAUUUUCUCCAAAAACUUGAUUAAAGUCACUGGAAUCCAAAUCUUGUCAUAGAGCACAGGGUCACCAUGACUUCAUUACUGGGCGUGGUCCUGCUGGCCUUUGCUUUAUUGACCCCCAGCGUGGCCUUUAUGUCCAUCAAGGAAGGAUCGUCCAGUCAUGUCAGCAUCACAAAAACAGCCAUACUGCAAAAAGUUACUGAGACAUGUCAGGACAUGGCUGAUGAUGCUGAUGUUGAUUUCAACCCUACGGGAACAUCUCCAGAGGAGCUUGUGCAGGCCUGUUUAGGUCCCAAAGGAUCAGGAGAGAUAUCCAGUGCCAGAUUCCACUCUGCUCUCCAAGAGAUCUACAACCAGAAUGGACUGAUUGACCGUGACUUUAUUAACAGUGCUCCACAUCACUUCAACUCCGAAGCCUUCUUAGAAGGACGACGCCUCAUCACGGAGGGCAUGGCCACCAUCAAGGCUAAUAUUCGUAAGGAGAACUUUAAGGCUGCCAGGGAAACACUGGGUAGAAUCCUGCACACACUACAGGACUUCUACAGCCACAGUAACUGGGUGGAACUGGGCCACACAGAGAAAUAUAAGAACCUCAUACGCCCAUAUCUUCCUCUGGAUAACCUGGCAGAUGUGAACACUGCCACCUGCAGUGACUGUGCAAGUGGAACAUGCUCUAAUCAGAUCCUCCCCAACAUCCUGAGGGAGAAGAAACUCACAUCAGGCUACAUUGGAGUCUUACCAGAUGGGAAACCUAAAGGUAAGUGUAGCCAUGGAGGAGCAGCUGAUCUUACUAGCACAACAGUUCCACGAGGAGGUAUCAAUAAAGAUGAGCGUCGCCCGGACAACAUGCAGCUCCAUGAUGCUGCUGUGAAAGCAGCCACAGACGCCACCCUCGAGCUGCUGGAGGACAUCCGCUUUGCUGCAGGAGACGAGUACUUUCUGAGACUGAUGGGGAUUGGACGCUCGUCUGCACUGUGCUUUGUCAUCGACACCACUGGCAGUAUGUCAGAGGAAAUUCAAGAAGCCAUAACGGUUUCAAACCAAAUCAUUGACAGCUACAAAGGAACACAGGACGAACCCUCCGAGUACAUCCUGGUGCCCUUCAAUGACCCAGAAUUUGGGCCUUUGAUAAGGACAACUGAUUCUGAUAAGAUGAAAAAGGAACUCUCUCAGCUCAAAGCAAAUGGUGGUGGUGACAAUCCAGAGAUGUGUCUCUCAGGAGUUCAGUUGGCUCUCACUGGUGCCCCUUCCUCGUCCCAAAUCUUUGUUUUCACUGAUGCUGAAGCCAAAGACAUCGCCCUCAAGGACACUAUUCUGGCUCUCAUUAGCAGAACCCAAUCAGCGGUGAAUUACUACACAACAUUUACAAGCAGCAGACGCCGUCGAUCUCCCUCAGCUUCUUCUUUCGAAGACUACAAAGAUUUAGCUUUGGCAUCUGGAGGCUUGGCCAUCCAGGUGUUAAAGUCACAGCUGCACAAAGCCACAGAUGUCAUCCUUGACACCUCCACGUCUGCCCUGGUGACAGUACUUCAGAGAGCAAGAACCCCUGGAAAGGAAGAGACUUUCCCCUUCAUGUUGGAUGAGUCACUGAAAAACACCACAGUCUACAUCACAGGAACAUCCAUUACUUUUACACUCACCAACCCUUCUGGAGUGAGCCAGAAUCAGAAUGAGGCCAGUGGUAAACUGGGAACCAUUCAGGCAGUGGGCAACCUGUGGAGAAUUCGUCUCAACUCUGACAAGCAGACUGGAAACUGGAACAUCAACAUCAAAUCCAGCCAGCCAUACACAAUCAAAGUCACAGGCCAGAGCACAAUUACUUUCAUCUACGACUUUGUGGAAAGUUUUGGAGGACCUCACCCAGGUUAUGCAACGCUCAGUGGUCGUCCACAAGCAGGCCAGCCCGCCACCCUGAUGCUCUCAGUGAUUGGUAGAAAAGGUCCGACUUCAAUGUCAGUGACAGAUGCUGGGCUGAUACUAGUGUCCGGUCCUGAGGCUGUUACCAACGGCAGAAUGGCUAACAUGGGCAACGGAAACAUCCUGGUGACAGUGGAUAAGGUCCCUGAGGGGGAGUUUGUGGUCCUUCUGAAGGGAAUGGACAAAGUUUCAAACUCUGAAUUUCAGAGGCAGUCAACAACCCAGAUGUCCAUUUCCAAAGUGAAUAUCCAGGCUGCGGUGGGCAGCAGUAUGGAGCCAGGUGAGGGCUUUAAGCUCCCUUUCAGCAUAAUGACCCAAGGUGCUGCUGGUACAUACACCAUCAAUGCCAGAAAUGACAGAGACUUUACCAUGUCCUACCCAACAAGUCUCAUCUUGUCAACUGGGCAAUAUGCUAACGCUACGUUGAUCAUCACACCUCCUGCCGGCACAGAAUCUGGCACUGAUGCCACUCUGACUAUCGAAGCCAAGUCUUCCAGUGGCACUGACUCCAACUACGCCGUUCUGAGAUUGUCUGUUGUCACCAAGAUUACAGAUUUUGCUCGGCCAUUAUGUAAAGUGGAUACAGUGGUGGCUGAUAAGUGCCCUCAAGGUGUUUCCCAGUGUAAAUCUUUCCACUGGCAACUCUCAGCUAACCUGACCGAUGGAAAUGGCACCGGGAUAGAGAGAAUUUCCCUGUUUCGGGGUAAUGGAAGCCUCACAUACACCUCACUGAAUGAUCCCAUCAUCCAGGCAAACUACAACGCUUCCUGCUGCUCGCAGAUUGUUGAAUUUGUAGCUGUAGACAAAGUUGGCAAUGUGGGCAAGUGUUAUCAUUCAAUCGCUCGCUCAGGUGGCCCUCCUGCUCUGACACUGUCGCUGCCACUGUGGUUUUCCCUGUUGCUUUCCGUCUUCAUGGUAAGGCUUUGAAGGUGUAAGGUUUGUUGACACUGAAUUAUCUGUUAUGUAUUGUUUUUUUUGUUUUUUUUUCACUCCCAGUGUUUUGUCCAAAAAUGUCUGCAGCAAAUAUGUGGCUGCCUGCACAUCUUUAUGAGAAGAUGAAUUUUAAAAUGCACAAAACUGGUUGCACCUUGUUUCUGGAGUCCUUUAGUUUAAGAAUCAAUAAAACUGGUCAUAUAGAAAAUUACGGUUCACCUUUACAAAAAAGAUGUUAGAGUGGCGACUGGUUUCUUGGGAUUUAAUAAAAGUGGUUUUAAAAAAUGUAAAAAACUGCUGAACAGGCAAGCACUGAUUGUACUUGAGGUACUUGCUUUUGUACUUUUUAAAAUAUCAAAGUCACAAAUAAAUCCAUAUAUU